AAUAUUUUCCCUUAAAUCUACACACAUUAAGCAUAGCUAGCAUACUCGGGGUUAAAACCGCAUCAGUGUAGUGAUAACCUCAACACACACAGGAUACAGGAACUCGGGCUGGCUGUAAUCUUCGCCUAGUAUUAAAGGACAGUGUAUGAGUUCAGCAACAGCGACUGCGGUGGUGGUGGUGGAGAAGGAGGAGGUGGUGGUGCUGGUGUGAUUCUGAGCCAUGGAUCCUGACCUGGAGGAGUCAAUCGAGUCGAUGGAGAGCUCAUGGGCUCUUCUGUCAUGGCUGGCCUCGUUGGUGAUGGUGUUUGGGGGCGUAGUGCCAUACAUCCCUCAGUAUCAGGAGAUCCAGAAGACUAGCAACACUGAAGGUUUCUCUACCCGCGUGUGCCUGGUUCUGCUCAUUGCCAAUAUACUGCGCAUCUUCUUCUGGGUCGGGAAGCAGUUUGAACUGACUCUGCUUGUGCAGAGUGUGGUGAUGAUUUUAACCAUGCUGGCUAUGCUACACCUGUGCUGCACUGUCCAGAUUAGCAACCGCGUCAGCACCAAACAGCACCGCAUUACAGACCUGGAUGUUCGGUAUUUUUGGAGAUGGAGUGUUUUCGAGGACUACUUGCUGUUCUGUUUCGGUUUUACGAUGCUGUGUGCCUUCCUCACACUCUUCUUCCUGGACUGGGCGGUGUUCGUGGAGUCUCUGGGCUCACUGGCCAUGCUGUUCGAGGCCAUGUUGGGUCUGCCCCAGCUGUUACAGAACUACAACAACGGCUCCACCCGAGGCAUGAGCAUCAAGAUGGUGCUCUUGUGGACUGCCGGGGACAUUUUCAAGACAACGUACUUUGUGAUUAACGAGAGCCCCGCCCAGUUCUGGGUGUGUGGGAUGACCCAGAUUUUGAUUGACAUCGCCAUUCUGGUGCAGGUCGGCUACUACGGUCUGGACUCCAGAGCUAAAGUGGGAUGAGGGUGACAUCUCAGGGAAUUGUACCUUCGGAACAAGGGCUCUUUAAACAUGUGCAUAUAUGCUUCUUAGCUUCUCUUUAGUUUAAAUCUUAUUUAAAUGCUUGUCUCAUUUUUUUUUUGUACACUAUUUAUAUUUUUAGUUACAUUGCUGAUGCACACUGUUACGAGGAAAGAAACACUCCCAUUAUGUAUCGUCUCCAAUAUUCUUUUUUUCUUCACUAUUGUCUUCUUUUGUUGGUGGUGUUGUUCCAUAUCUCUAUUAUGUCUGUCCUUUUUUUUUUUUUUUUUUUUGAGAAAUGUUACUGAGCCUGGCUGCCCCGGGUAUUUUUAGUGAAAUAUGAGCUGGCAGGAACCUCCAGAAAGAACGUGCCAAAUUUAUCUGCAAAUCUGCAACACUUGAUCCACACUUUGGACCGUUCCACCACAAAACUGUCUCAACCACUUACUGUCCUGAAAUCAUUUGCUAACUCUGCACCUGUGGACUUAGAUAAGGAUGUUUCACAGAAUGGUCCCAUAUCAUUUUUAUAGACUUGCUUUAGGAUGAUACUGUUACACCUGAAAGAACAACAAGAGAGUUAGAAUUCAUGUGUAUCCUUAUUCAGUUUAUACUUAAAGAAGAAUCCUGAUUCAAAAAAAAAGAUAAUAUUCUUUACUCCUCAAUAUACGGCCUUCAUGUUUAUCUUUAAAGAGAUUCACUGUUAAUAAAGCCAUAACAGCUAAACUUUAAUCUUAAAAAUCUAGAAUAUUAGAAAUACACUCAUUGGAAGAAAAGAACUAUAGAAAGGUUCUUUAUUUGUCCGUCUGUGGAGAACCUAUAAAGGUUAUGUGUGCAUUCAUACAACUGAGUAUUUUCCUAUUAGAGAAAAUCUGUUUAAAGACAGUGUUAAGGUCACUGAAAGGAAAAGACGCAGGAUGCGGAAAUCAUGUUUGAUUAACUUUAACCUGAAAAUUCACAAAACAAUUCAAGUCGGCAGGAACAUCAUCUCACGCGCAGUGUCAGUGUUGCCUUGCUGUAUUUUUAUUAUUGCGUGGUGCACAUUUGGUACAUGAAUUAGAUUUUUCUGUUGUAAAAUUCUGUUUUUUCUCUCUGCCUGCUCAAAGUUCCUUAUUAGCGAUGUUGGCGCCUUUGGUGUGUAUACCUCUUCAGAAGAACUUUUCGUUUGAUCAAAAACGGUGGUAUGCUUUUGAACAUUUUUUCAAAAGAUUUUUUCCCCCCAGAAUCUCUUGUUCUUGGUUUAUAGAUUAAAUAAAAGGACAAGACCAACUGUCCUUCCCUUUAAGGUAUUACCUGGACCUUUUAUUCUGAGGAGUCACGGUGAUUUAUUUACUGGUAUUAUUUACUGAGAGUCAUUUAUUGUUCAGGAAUUAAUAUACAUAUAUAUAUAUAUAUA
Clarias gariepinus (North African catfish) is the source of this 2345-nucleotide messenger RNA. RefSeq names its product solute carrier family 66 member 2. The record is from RefSeq and is a predicted model, not a curated record. Gene Ontology annotation, cellular component: trans-Golgi network; endosome. Bases 221 to 955 code for a protein of 244 amino acids. Gene Ontology annotation, biological process: retrograde transport, endosome to Golgi; phospholipid translocation. The transcript is spliced from 5 exons. NCBI's taxonomy places the organism in Eukaryota, Metazoa, Chordata, Actinopteri, Siluriformes, Clariidae.